Messenger RNA from Sinocyclocheilus rhinocerous, 774 nucleotides. RefSeq names its product E-selectin-like. The transcript has 3 exons. Lineage: Eukaryota; Metazoa; Chordata; Actinopteri; Cypriniformes; Cyprinidae. The record is from RefSeq and is a predicted model, not a curated record. Bases 1 to 774 code for a protein of 257 amino acids.
AUGUUUCCAUUGAUUCUACUCUCUGGUUUUAUCACCUUCGCCUCGAGUGUCCCUCAUCAUUAUGUCUUUGUGAAUGAAUCCAUGACUUGGGCAGAAGCUCAGAGAUACUGUAGAGAGAAAUACACUGAUCUGGCCACUAUUGAAAAUGAACAACAGACAGUCCAGUUAAUGGACAAAGUGAAUGAUGAUUCCAUUGAUUUGGCCUGGAUUGGACUCUAUGAUGAUCUGAACAGUUGGAAAUGGACUCUAGAGGACAGUGAUUUCUUCAAGGUUGGAGAGAAAAACUUCAGGAACUGGUAUGACCAAGGACCAGGCAAUUCUGGAGGACAAAGUCUGUGUGUGUAUAUGAAUAAUGGGAUAUGGUAUGCAGCAAGCUGCUCCAAUUCAUUUUAUCUUAUGGUCUGCUAUGAUGGAAGACAGAAUGCCAGUGCUAGUUAUGUGUUUGUCUACCAGUACCAAACCUGGACUGAAGCUCAGAGUUACUGCAGAGAACAUCACACAGACCUCGUCAGUAUCAGGAAUGAGACUGAACACCAGAAGAUCCAGGAUUUAUUAAAGAAUAACUAUCACUAUUAUUAUGUGUGGAUUGGACUGUACAGAACCAGAUCUUGGUCAGAUCAGAGCAACUCUUCAUUCAGUAACUGGAGGGCAGGACAGCCUGAUAAUGCUGGAAACAGUGAAUACUGCACUGCAGUGUCAUUUAGUGAAUCUGGGAACUGGACAGAUGAAAACUGCAACACUGCAUUACCUUUCAUUUGUUACAGUGGUGAGUAG